AUGGAAUCCGAGAAAGACAGCGAAGCCUCCACACCGCGGUCCUUCACGGGCCAGAGCGUCUCCGCGGAGGAAAUGCUUAAGUCGCAAACCGUCGGUCUCGUGCAUCUGUCGGACUUUCGCAAACGUCGCGCCGAGGUCUUGGAACAAAAGGACCGCGAGGCGCAUGACAAGUCGCUGGGACGACUAGCAUCUGGUAAUUCAAGAAGCGCAACUCCCUCCACAGGCGAAGUGACUGACGGAUCUUCGACGCCGCGAAGUGACGGUCCACCUAAGAAGAAGAAAAAGAAGCCGUUUAUCAAGAGCAAGCUCUCUUUCGGUGACGACAAUGAGAACGAGGAUACUGGCGAAGAGUCCGUGGCAACCCCGCGUGACUCGAGCAUAUCGCGAUCAGGUUCCAAGACUCCCAAAGACGAGGGUGCUACAUCUGCGGCGCGUCGCAUGAAGGCAAACCCGAAUGCGGCACCUCCUCCGAAGGCGAUGACCAAGGCUGCGAUGGAAGCCGAGGCGCAGGCUCGCGACACACUUCGCAAGGAAUUCUUGUCGAUGCAGGAAGCGGUUAAGAAUACCGAGAUUGAGAUUCCAUUUGUAUUCUUUGAUGGAACAAACAUACCGGCUGGAUCGGUCAAGGUCAAGAAGGGAGACCAUGUGUGGUUAUUCCUCGACCGGUGCCGCAAGGUCGGUGCUGAAUUGGGAGUUGGAGGGGCCAAUGGAGCCUCGAAAGCACGAAAAGAUACUCGGCGUGAAUGGGCCCGAGUCAGUGUCGAUGACUUGAUGCUUGUCAAGGGUGAUGUGAUUGUUCCACACGUAAGUCCCUCAAAACAUGGGCCAUUGUUCAAGCUAACAUGCUACCAGCACUAUGAGUUCUACUAUUUCAUUGCCAAUAGAGUAUCGAGCUUCUCCAAGGCCGGCGGACUGCUCUUUGAUUACUCGGACAAACCAUCAGAAACCAGCGAUGACCCCUUAAAUCGCCCCGACGAGCAAUUAGAAGGCGCAGACAAAGAUGCUAGUGAGACCAAAGUGGUGGAUCGUCGUUGGUAUGAAAAGAACAAGCAUAUUUACCCGGCGAGUCUUUGGAACGAGUACGAGCCAGGAAAUGAAUUUGAAGAGAAGAUGACUUCAACCCGGCGUGAUGCGUCCGGAAAUACAUUUUCUUUUAGUGGUUAUGAUGUCGGGACUUCAAUGUGA
Molecule: messenger RNA, 1185 nt
Organism: Penicillium atrosanguineum
Lineage: Eukaryota; Fungi; Ascomycota; Eurotiomycetes; Eurotiales; Aspergillaceae
Product: FAM50/XAP5 family protein
Exons: 2
Coding region: 1-1185 (394 amino acids)
Biological process (GO): chromatin organization
Cellular component (GO): nucleus
Source: RefSeq, a predicted model, not a curated record